AUGGCUCCUACAGCAAUUGAAUCAGAACUCCCUAUUCACACCAGCACAAAGGCGCCGGCGUAUCCGGGGCCCUUGAAGCUUUCCUCGUCGCUCGACAGCUACGAGUCGUUUGAUGUGACCCCUGUCAUUGGUCGCGAGUUCCCGAAGGCCAACCUUGUGGAGUGGCUGAACGCUCCGAAUGCUGAUGAACUUAUCAGAGACCUCGCUAUUACCAUUUCCCAACGCGGAGUGGUCUUUUUCCGAGCUCAAGACAACUUGACCAAUGAUCUGCAAAAGCAGCUAAUUCUCCGGCUCGGCGAGCUCACCGGCCGCCCGAAGGAGUCCGGACUCCACAUCCACCCGGUCCUCAAUUCGGAGCGGGAGCUUGGUGGGUCUGACCCGGAGAUCAGCACUAUCAGCUCAGUGCAGCACAAGAAGAUCUACCGCAAGCCUCUGGAGGGCGAGGAACUCAGUCCCAAGAAACAGUCAACCGCUCAGUGGCACAGCGACAUCGCCUUUGAGCCUGUGCCGGCAGACUACUCAUCCCUUCGUCUGGUUCAAUUGCCCAAGACUGGUGGAGACACUUUGUGGGCUUCUGGAUAUGAGAUCUACGAUCGCCUUAGCGCUCCGUACCAGAAAUUCCUGGAGAGUCUGACUGUGACCUUCGAGCAGCCCGGCUUCGCCGCGGCAGCAGAGCGUGGCGGCUUCACUCUCUACGACAAGCCUCGCGGAAAUCCCAAGAACAUCGGCAGUAUCCUCAAGGCGGUGCACCCUAUCGUCAGAACCAACCCAGUCUCUGGCUGGAAGAGCAUCUUCCCUGUUGGAGGCCAUGUAAAGCACAUCAACAGUGUCACCGCUGAGGAGAGCAAGCACCUCCUCGAUUGGUUUCUUGAUAUUCUGCAAAAGAAUCACGAUCUUCAAGUUCGUCUGAAGUGGCAAAAUAACAACGACAUUGCGAUUUGGGACAACCGCAGUACUUUCCACACCGCGACCUUUGACUACGAUGACCAGGGAGAGAGGUUCGGUAACAGAGCGGUUGGAAUCGGCGAGGCGCCCUACCUCGACCCAAAUAGUACCGGCCGUCGGGACGCUCUGGGGCUAGAUUACAUCACUGGGCCAUAG
Molecule: messenger RNA, 1101 nt
Organism: Colletotrichum chrysophilum
Lineage: Eukaryota; Fungi; Ascomycota; Sordariomycetes; Glomerellales; Glomerellaceae
Exons: 4
Coding region: 1-1101 (366 amino acids)
Cellular component (GO): cytoplasm
Molecular function (GO): 2-oxoglutarate-dependent dioxygenase activity
Source: RefSeq, a predicted model, not a curated record